UUUAUCUGAAAAUUUGUGACUGAGCGAGCGAAUUACUCCAUAAUCGGUACCAGUACAUACAGUUGGGCGUUGUCAUGACCAUGAACUUGGAGAAUUGGUGCAAUUGACUGCGCAUGCUCAGAUUAAUUCUCAAUUAAUUUGUGACUGAGAGAGAUCUGAAAUCGGUGCUUGUAUAUGCGCUUGGCAAAGUUUCAAUCAUGUAUUUUUGUCACGCUCUUUGUCUUCUUAAGCAUGUUUUGACAAAUGCAUAUCAAAUUCAUCAACACUUUGUUACGCCAUUCGUAAUUUCUGUGACAAUCUUGGACAUGUUUUUAUUUUUCUCCAUAACUUUGUAUCUACAUAUUUUGUGCAUAAACAAUGCUCUAAUAUUUAUGACAGAUAUUAUAAUUCGUGGAUUGAGGUAGAAGAUAUACUAGAAAAUAAAACUUCCAACACUGAAACAAAAUCAAGCAUGACAAAGGAGAAACAACGACGGAAGACUGAAAGAAGCUUGAUGGAAUUGAACGUAACUGAAGCACAUAGCGUGCGCUCAAUAAGAACUCGUGGACCAAUAAAAACAUGAAUGAUUCCAAGCAUGUUGACGACUAUAAAAGCUCUAGCGAGGACGAGGUUCUAAUACAAAAACAAUCGAUUAAUAACACCGAGUCUUCUGAAAAUAUGUUCAAAAGAACUACCGAUGAACACAUGUACAGUUUGUAAGCUCUUUGGCUCACGUGAUAUGAUGUUGCUGAAGAUAUGUAAAAAUAUCUACCAGCGUCUUUCCUUUUGGACGAGGAAUCUGAUUUCGAAAGUGAAGAGGAAGAAAUCACCACAAGAGAUUUGCACGAAGAUUCAAAGUGUACUCUGCAAACUUUGUGUAUACAGAUGGAGUUUUGUGAGAAGAGUACUCUAAGGAAUGUUAUUGACGAGGGACAGUACAAAGACGAACAGAGAAUGUGGCGGUUUCUCCGGAGAUUGUAGAAGGAUUAGUUCACGUUCAUUCACAGGGAGAAACUUUCGAUUAUUGUAUGUGCUAACUGUAUAUAUGUGUAGCUAAAUAUGAAAAAAGUGUGAACAAUUUUUGUUAUGCUUAAUAAAUAUCUAUGAAGACUUAUUAUUUGCUAUUUUUCUCUAAUAAUUGCCAAAAGGGAAUUAUUCAAGUAAACGCGUUUGGACAUUUUUGGUUUUCCAUUAUUAUAUUUUCAGGUGUUUUCUUUAGAAAGUCAACUAAUAUAAAGGAAAAAGAGUUUGAUCUUUGAAUAAAUUGAAAAGCUCGUUUUGGACUUCUAAGUUCCUUUUCAUUGAAUCGCAGUGAAUAUUUUAAAAUUUCAUCUGGCAACACUGGCGGGAAACUAAAAUAUAUAAACAUACUUUAGUUUGGGCAUAAUGGCAACAACUCGAAAGAUUUCCAAAAAAAAGAGCGCAAAUAGUUUUAUUGAUAAAGACAAACUUUGUUCAGAAUUGAGGAAAUGGGCUGUGGAUGAGAUGUGCUUUCGUCCACAAGGUCGACACGUAAAUACACGCAUACCAAAUGCUGAAGAAUUUAAAACGAUCUGCCGAGGUUCGCUUACACAAAUGUGGUUGUAUUCAAUUCAACAUGUUUACUCAAUUCAGAAUGUCCUGAGAAUAAAGGAGAACAUUAAACUGUAUCUUUUGGAUUUUUUAAUCCAUUGAAAGCAUAGAGUACGCAAAGUAUUCAAACUUGUGAUUUUUGAGUAGGUCUAGAACAGCGUUUUGCUCAUUGUCGAUUAUGUCUCUUUAACCUCACCGCAAAGUUAUUCGUUACUUCAAAAGAAAAAUGAUGUUGAUCUUUUAAAAGAGAAGAAAAACAAGUGUAAAGAUGUUUUGAAAAGAGUGAUUGAUUUAGAGGAUAAAAUUAAUCAUGUUGAUAGAGAUAUCACACAACAUGAAAAUGAAACAUUGUCAAUUUCAGAUCAAUCUUUUAUUAAAUUACAAGAGCUUGACAAACGUUGCAUACUUCUGUCAUCUUAUUACAAGAAAAGUGUGGAAAAAGUAAAAGUUUUGGACGAAUUUCGUCGCAGGAUUGAAGGACGCAUUUUACAACAGAACGAUCUGAAACGAAAGACAGGUAAAGACAGUAACUACUUUAUGAGAAAAAUUCCUCAGAAUAAUGUUACUGAAAAAGAAUGGGAUCAACAUAGUUUUGUUGGCUUGGAAUCUGCUUGUUCUCGAAACGUUAGAGAGACCUGUGAGGCUAUUGGAUCAUUUUUACAUCAUCUUCACGAUAUUAAAAUGGAAGAAGAAAAAGUUGAAGCAAAAAAUUCUAUUGAAAAUACCAAAGCGAAUUUGUGGACCUCUAUUGAGACAAUUGCAUCCAGCAUUCACCCUCUGAUGUAUUUGGAUCAUUGACGAAAACUGUUUUGGAUUCUUCAACCAAUCUUGAAGAAUUAACAUCCAGAAUUGAUAUCAGGAAAGACGCGAAGCAACUGAAGUUUAGGUACGAAAAUGCUGGGCAACUAUCAGAUACAUCAUCUCCAACACCUCUCUAUAUUAGUGUGCACCAACUUAUUGAGGAAGGUCAAUCUGCGCACAUGGAGAACUUUGUUUUAGCUGAAAAGUCAAAAAAUCAAUUACAUAAAGGGCAAUUGCUAUUGAAGACGUUUAAUGAAAAAAUCGAGACAAGACAACAAGCUUUAUAUGGAAAUAAUUUGGACUCCUUAAGAAUCGCGCAGCAACUCUAUAAGACAGAACUUGAAUUUGUUGCGUCCAAAGCAGUUUUGGAUUGUUUGGAAAGGGAAUCUCAAACACUUGAAAAAACAAGAUUGGAGAAACAAUCCCAGCUGGAUACUUUGUAUGCAAAAUAUCGAAAGAUACAAGAUUUUGAAAAAAUAGUGCAAGAGAAACAGAAUAUGAUACAAAUCUUAGUAAAGCAUAAUUCAGAUGCCAAAAGUAAACUUAAUCAACAACAAACUGAGAUUUUAAAAACAUCUCAGGACAAGGUCUGUUCCCACGAAAGUGAAAUAAAAGCUACAGUAUCAUGUUUAAAAGACAGCAUUUCCAAAGAAGUAACAUCGUUUGUUUCUCUAUCUUUAUCUCAUAUGAUGUACUUGGAUAUUAAUGGUCGUGGCCGUGUUCCAGUGUCCCAAUUAGCGAUUAAUCCACUUAAUCAUGGUUUGAAUAUGAAUUCAACGAUGAAGAACAUUUUGGUGACCCUUGAUUUUCACGAUUUCAUGACAUCGGAUAUGCUUUUAUUAAAGACUGAUGAAAUAAAGACCCAGAUUAACAUGGAAAAGGAGCGUCUGAAAUACAACAAGGUCAUCUACAAUUCAUUAUCAAAAACGAAAGCAAUGAACGCAGUCAACGAUAAUCAUGCGAAAGAUCUUCAAAACGCUGUAAUAGAGCAACUUGAAACAGAGGACAAGCUAUUAUUACCAAAAAUACAAGAAAAUAUUUCAAAAACUACAAAAGCAUUGUCCGAGUGCAUUGUUGCCAUGGAAACUGUAAAUUCAUGGUGGGAACAACCUGCUCAGUACUUAGUGCCAUGGGAAACAGUGGAAGGUAUGAACAUGAGAAACUGGAAGGAUCAAUGGACGGUAAUGACAACACGCCUUCGACAAUUACAAACGAAGAAAUGAACAGUGUUAUCUAUUGGAAAUAAAGAUGUGGAGUUGCAGCAGCCAGACCACCUGAAAUUACACAAACACACGUGAUAAAUGAAUUAUGUCGAGAAUAUUAUCCACAGCUAUGCGAACAUUUUGCCUUCAAGUGAUAAAUCGGAGUAAGAAAUGAGGGACGUUAUUUUCAUGCUUUUCAAGACACUGCGUAUCAUGUUUUUAUCAUGACGUGAUGAACAUAGACGAAAACACGUCAUUCAAUUACGUAACAUUACAGUUGUAUGGGUUUAUUUUCAUCUCUUUUUAUGUUUACCAUCUUACCAACUACCACUCCCACCAACUUCCACUCUAUCAACUAUCAUCUCACCCACUACUGCCUUGCUCACUACCAUCCUGUUCACUACCACCCCACUUCCUUCCACCCUACCCACUACCACCUCCACCCACUUGCACCCUGCUUACUACGACCCCAACCACUUUUACCCUACCCACUAUCACUCUCCAACCGGAUGUAAAUAGACAUUCUGUAAGUCAAAAAAUAAUGGAGCUAAAUAUGAUUAUAUAAAAUUAA
Molecule: messenger RNA, 4125 nt
Organism: Xenia sp. Carnegie-2017
Lineage: Eukaryota; Metazoa; Cnidaria; Anthozoa; Malacalcyonacea; Xeniidae
Exons: 20
Coding region: 2532-3575 (347 amino acids)
Biological process (GO): spindle assembly; centrosome cycle
Cellular component (GO): HAUS complex; centrosome
Source: RefSeq, a predicted model, not a curated record